AUGGACUCACUCCGGACACUCACGUCUGCUGACGCGAGCGACGCAGCGCGCCACCGCGACGCCACCAUGCGCGCGGCUCAGAGCAUCCCUGACCGAACCACCGAUACGACCGAAUUCGGCACAUUCUCGCGUCCAUUUGACGAAGGGGAAAUCAAGCACCUGAAGAAGCAGCUGCGCGCUCGCCAGGACUCCGCUACAGGGAUAGAUGCGGUGGCGUAUAAAGCCAUUCUCGACAUCGAUAACGACCUGCUCGCAACGUUCUUCACAAGAUGCAUCUCCCUCCUCGACAACUACCGCAUCAUUGGCCUCGAAUCUUGUCUCCUAGCAGCGCUUACAUUGCUCGUGGAUCACCGCUUCCGCGAAUGGGCAGAGGACGGUGGACUGAUUCCUCCGUCCCAGAAUGGAUUCCAUGAAGGCUACCGCACUAAUAACAACAUUUUCAUCUUACGAUGUGCAAUCGAACGCGCGCGCGCAUCUGGACGGCCUCUAUAUGUCGUAUUCGUGGACCUCAAGAACGCUUUCCCCUCCACUGACCAGGCGAUGCUUUGGUCCAAGCUCUGGAACAAGGGGGCUUCAGGGCCGAUAUUCGAC
Schizophyllum commune H4-8 is the source of this 591-nucleotide messenger RNA. RefSeq lists its product as uncharacterized. The transcript has 2 exons. The record is from RefSeq and is a predicted model, not a curated record. Lineage: Eukaryota; Fungi; Basidiomycota; Agaricomycetes; Agaricales; Schizophyllaceae. The annotation marks the transcript as partial.